Diabrotica balteata is the source of this 1656-nucleotide messenger RNA. The record is from the annotation of a GenBank genome assembly. NCBI's taxonomy places the organism in Eukaryota, Metazoa, Arthropoda, Insecta, Coleoptera, Chrysomelidae.
AACAAACUACCGCUUCGUGAAACAUUUAACUGUAUUUAUCAUGGAAAAAAUGUUUAUUCAAAAAUCAAACAAUGUAGACACAACUCGUAAGACAUAUUUAUGACAUCGUAUGAUCCUAGUAAAUACUGAUUGAACUUAUCUAUAGGCAUGUCACCGUUUGUAUUUAUAUUCGUUAUUAAAGGAUAAGUGUAUGAAGAGAAGAAUAGAAUGGCUAGAAGUUUGGUGAUAAGUUCUGAAAAUGAGUGUAGUGAAAAAGAUAGUUUUACUGAAAGGGCGAGAGUGUGGCCACAAGUUUUAGCGUGUGUCAUAGCCAGUUUGGGAGCAUUCACACAAGGUAUUCUCUUUUCAUGGACAUCUCCGUUUAUAGUAAAAAUUGCCCAGGACAAAGUAAACUAUAACAUAUCAGAAGAAGAAGCUGCCCGUUUACCAACCAUUCAACCUCUUACAGUGCUGCUAACCUCCUUAAUAUUCUUUAAAUUACCCGACAUUAUCGGAAGAAAAAAGACCCUGCUUCUUAUCAGCGUACCACACAUACUAUCUUUCAUCACUGCAGCUGUAGCUAGAAACAUUUACGUAUUUUAUUUAUCAAGGGUGUUUUCAGGUCUGGCAAAUGGCUUCUUGUGGACAGCGCUGCCGAUGUAUAUCGGAGAAGUGACGUGUCCGAAAAUACGAGGUCUUUGUGGGACGUUAAUAACUUCCGCUAUUUUUGUAGGGCAAUUAGCUGUGAAUGUGGUCGGUAGCUACUGCGAUGUUGCCACGACUUCCUAUAUUUUUAUACCAGUAUCGAUACUGUUUGUCAUUCUGUUCGCAUUUAUGCCAGAAUCGCCGUAUUAUUAUCUAAUCAAGAAAGACUAUGGAGGUGCUAGAAGAUCUUUAAUAUUUUUAACACGAAAGAGAAAUGUAGUUGAUGACUUGAAUAAUCUGAAGAGUGACGUUGACCGGCAAAUGUCUGAGACAGGAACAUGGAAAGACUUGGUUGCAAUUGAAAGCAACAGGAACGCGUUAUUUUGUGCAGUGUUUCUGAGAAUGUCCCAGUCCUAUAGUGGAAUAUCAGUUUUUAUCCAAUAUACUCAGUAUAUCUUUUUAAAAGCUGGAGGAAACGUAACUCCCCAGACGGCUUCUAUUAUUUACAGUAUUCUUUGUGUUAUUAUUACUUUAUUUGUGACAAUAUUCGUGGUUUCUAAAUUCGGGAGGAAGCCUCUAUACUCAAAUUCUUCAGCCCUAUGUUCCGUAAUACUUGCAGUAAUGGCUGUUUAUUUUUAUUUAGAAGAAUUCGUGCCCACAUUUGAUAUAUCUUCUUUAAGCUGGCUACCAAUCACAUCACUAGUUACCUAUCAGGUUUGUUCCUGUUUCGGUGUGGCUAUAAUACCUAGUGUAAUGCUAGGAGAGCUUUUCUCGGCAAGCAUUAAGUCGAAAGCUGUAGCAACGAUGACUUUCGUCAAUAGUGGCGGGAUAUUUCUAGCAAACGCUACCUUCAACUUUUUAAGUUCGGCAGGGGGCAGCUACGCUCCCUUUCUAUUUUUCUCGAUCUGUACGGGUAUAACCACAGUACUUACACGAUUUGUGGUUCCAGAAACAAAGGAUAAAACUUUAGAAGAAAUUCAAAUGAAUCUCAAAAGAUCAGCUUAGAACACAUUUGUAUAAUAAAGUUUUUAU